Molecule: messenger RNA, 1131 nt
Organism: Aphanomyces invadans
Lineage: Eukaryota; Oomycota; Saprolegniomycetes; Saprolegniales; Verrucalvaceae
Exons: 1
Coding region: 1-1131 (376 amino acids)
Source: RefSeq, a predicted model, not a curated record
AUGGACUCGGAGCGAUCAAGGAGACCAGAGCCGGCGACAGCGCUCGCUCGCCAUGGCCGUCCCGCCGGUCGCACUUUUUGUGACACGAUGGCAACGAUAAUACAUGGAGCUUCGUUUGAUCAAUCGAUCGCAUGUCAAUGGACACACGACUCAGCAGCCCGACCCGCCGGCCACAUGCAAACACGCCGUCGCUUCAAACAUGGACAGAAGGCUCGCGACGAUCGACAGCACCAGGACACACACCGACACGAACAGAACGACGCCACCGACAACGGGGUAGCUCCCGCCCGUCGCUUUCAAGUGCGCGACGGCGGCCUUUUGCGACGGCAGCAUCCACACAAACAAGCAGCUGACGACGGUCGUGCCGUACGUGAUCAAGUACGUGUACGCGACCUGGUGGCGAACGUGGAGCGAAUCGUCUUGGAUGUCCGUGGACGACACGUCAAAGUGGGCGCAAUAGAUGUUGGUCAGCACCGACCCGAAAAUGCCCGGGAGGUUGCCCACGGUCGUGAGGAGGCCGUACACGAUGCCUUCGUUGCCGUCUUCGGCCAGCUCGACAAUCACAAACACGUUGACGGCCCAAUUGAUGCCGGCCGGGAGCUGUUCCGUCAAUGGUACGCCCAAGUAGAACCACUGAUUGCGCACAAUGUCGUAGAUGGUGAGGAACUGAACCACAGCGUCGAUGGCCGUGCCGACGACGGUCGUGGCGACGAUCACGGCGCGCCAGUUCCACUGGGUCCCGUACCGGCCCGUCGCGGCCAACACGGCGGCCAAAAUCAUGUGGCCCAACACCCCGAUCACCGCGUUGUUGAUCGACUCGACUUUGGCCCAGUGGUAUUUCACAUAUGGCGCCGCCGUCGUCGUCAUGUUGGACCCGAGCAGCGACGAAAAGAAGCUGUAGAGCAUCACUUGCCACACGGCGCGCUUCUGGACAAGUUGCCAGAACUGGCGCAGGUACGGGCGAAGCGGCAAGGCCGGUCGCUUGGCAUCGCGGACACCCCAGUACGUGAUGGGAAUCACCGCCAGGUUGGUCAAGGCCAGACAUGCAAACAUGCCAUUCAUCCCCAUGUCCCACGAAAACCGCCCGCCGUACGGUGGCGAGUUGAGGCAAAACCCCACGAAACACGUUGA